UUUAACCUAUGCAAAAGUUUAGCAAUAGCGGUAACAGUAAAAUGAAUUUGUGCCACGGGCUAAUUUAAUUGUCAUUCUAGCAAUAGUUAUAAGUAUAAUAUGUGGGGUUAAAAUAAUAUUAACGCAGAAAUGCAUAAAUACCAUGACAGUUUCUUUUUAAGAUGGUCUAUUUCUAUUUGCUGACUUUUUUAAGUCGCGUGUUACUAGAGUAGAGGAAACAUGGCAUGUAUUUUAACGUAUGCAAAGGUUUAGCACUAGCGGUAGCAGUAAAAUGUAUUUGUGCCAUAGGCUAACUUUAUCUUCAUUCUAACAAUGGCUGUUACUUGUGUUAGAUGGGCUUCAACUUCCAGAUUGGGUUUAUUUUGUCGCUGUGCUUUUAAAAAAAAGAAGAUGAGCAACUUUUCAUACCUUAUAGAUGUGCUUGUUUGGAAAGACAUUCAGUUAUCUGGCAUAGCAAGUCGAGGUUGCUGUUCAAGUGAUGUUAUAUAUAGUAUUAAGGAUGCCAUUCAUGGUGAAACAGAAGUUUUUUAUCAAAGAGGUCUUCCAGUUGUCACAGUACCUCUUCCUUCUCGUCAAGAAAAAUGCCGAUUUAUGUUAAGACCUGUGAGUAGUACAGUGAAUGAUUUUAUACAGGAUAUCAGUAAUGAAGAUCAUGGCAUUGACAGAAUUAAAAUUCAAACAACAGAUGGGGUAAGGCUAGCAGCAUCUACAAGUAUAGAAGCUCUGAUGCAGGAAGACUUUCUACUCACAAUAAAUGAUUUUGUGUAUUAUGUUAGUCCUCCACCAUUAGGUAAACUGACAUCUGAAAGAAUUCAAGAGCUAUCUGAUGUCAAACUUCAAGUAGCAAAACUUUUUGAAGUCUUGCAUGUGGAUGAACAUCAAAUUGAACAAGAAAAAAGACUGAUCAGCAACCUUGAAGAACUAAAACAGAAAUUGGAACCUCUUGAGAAAAAAAGAAUUGAGCUUGAAAGAGCAUCACAUAGAAGAACAUCAUUUCUGACUUGGACUGGACUGGGCCUCCUCGGAAUUCAGUUUGGUGUAUUGGCACGGUUGACUUGGUGGGAAUAUUCAUGGGACAUAAUGGAACCAGUUACAUAUUUUAUUACUUAUGGAACGUCUAUAGCUAUGUAUGCAUAUUUUGUAUUAUCUAAACAGGAAUACUUGUUUCCUAAUGUGAGAGAUCAAGGAUUUCUAUUAAGUUUUUAUAAAAAAGCCAGAAAACAUGGUUUGGAUGUGAAAGAAUAUAAUUCUUUGCGUGAUGCCAUAUUUGAGAAAGAAGAGGAGUUACGAAGGCUCAAAGAUCCUCUACAACUUCAUCUACCUAUCAGAGAACUAAUUCGUAGGCAUAGCAAACAACUGAGUGAAUGAUCUAAAGCAGUUCUGCACAGUUUCAGUUAAAUAAGGAUAAAAAUAUGUUAAUUAUGUAGUUAGAGGUAAUUUAAGAUUUUGGAAUAAAGACAAAAGUUUAAAACUAGUUUCUGAAGAAUAAAUCUUUAUGUACAUAAUUAAAUUAUUUUCUUUACCCAGUUGAACUGGUAUUUUUGUUUUAAACACUGGAUGAAAACUACAAAGUUUCUAAUGAUAUUCUGAAAAGGAUUAAAAAAUAGUUAUGUUAACAGAAUGCUGUUUUAUUAAAAGCAGAUUUCAUAACAUUAAGCACUGCAUCAUUAUUUGCUUACAUCAGUAAUUUCAUGAACAUUAUGAAUUAUUCUGAGUUUAUUGAAACAUUGAAGGGAUAUAUUUACACUAUAAGAUAAAAAUGGCAUACCAAUUAUCUUCCAUUAUUGCCAUUAGAAUAGUACAGUAAGAAGAAAAUGUGUUGGUAAAAAAACAGAAUGUUGUUUAACUGUUUCCUUUGCCUUAAACAACUUACAGUUGAUUAUCUAACUGAUUACUGUAUUCUGUAAAUAGCCCUACGUUUUUAUUCUUUGGAUUGAAAAUUAUAAUAAUCCAAUAAAAUGUUUAUUUUCAUUUAAA
Molecule: messenger RNA, 1977 nt
Organism: Limulus polyphemus (Atlantic horseshoe crab)
Lineage: Eukaryota; Metazoa; Arthropoda; Merostomata; Xiphosura; Limulidae
Product: calcium uniporter protein, mitochondrial-like
Exons: 7
Coding region: 313-1368 (351 amino acids)
Biological process (GO): calcium import into the mitochondrion; mitochondrial calcium ion homeostasis
Cellular component (GO): mitochondrial inner membrane; uniplex complex
Molecular function (GO): calcium channel activity; uniporter activity
Source: RefSeq, a predicted model, not a curated record